Messenger RNA from Gordionus sp. m RMFG-2023, 3573 nucleotides. Its product is annotated as probable 3',5'-cyclic phosphodiesterase pde-5. Gene Ontology annotation, biological process: negative regulation of receptor guanylyl cyclase signaling pathway; signal transduction. The record is from RefSeq and is a predicted model, not a curated record. NCBI's taxonomy places the organism in Eukaryota, Metazoa, Nematomorpha, Gordioida, Chordodea, Parachordodidae. Gene Ontology annotation, molecular function: 3',5'-cGMP-stimulated cyclic-nucleotide phosphodiesterase activity; protein binding. The transcript is spliced from 24 exons. Bases 178 to 2895 code for a protein of 905 amino acids.
UUAUUUGCUGCUUCCAUAACUAUCAUUAUUCAGGUUGGUUGAAAUAUUUAAUUAUUAAAUGGUUAAAUUAACUAUUUUUAAAGAUAUUAAAUAAAAAAUAAUUGAAAUUUUUAAUAAUUGAAAAAAUCAACACGAUAGAAAAUAUACUAUGAAUUAUUGAAAAGCUUCUAAUACACAAUGAAAAAUUUGAGUAAAAUCCCGAUGUCUUUUGAUAGCCAAAAGAAUUCUAAUAAUAAUAGUUUUGGGAAAGAAACACCUACUCUCCAAUCCUUGAAUAUAUUCCCUAUAUCAGAUGAGGACAUUCCAAAUAUAAAGGAUGCCAUAAUUAAGGCCUCACUUUUAUAUAAUAUGGACAGGCAAAAAAGUGCAUCUUUUAAUUCGCUUUCUUCCUUACAUGAAGAUAGUAAUAAUUAUCCUUUAUAUUCCCAAAUAGAUUCUCAAAAUUUUGGUAUUCAGGAAGAUUUUAAAAAGAAUCAAUGCAUAUCAAUUGAAACAUUCCUCGACCAUAAUCCUUCUUUCUUACAAGCCUACGUUCUUAGUCACAUUAAAAUCAAUACUAUUAGGGAUUGGGAAGCCAUGAUGCAACCAAUUGAUGAUACUCAUAAAAAUGAGAAACCUUCAGAAAUCAACCAAGCCGAUAAGCCUAAUCAAAGUGGUAUCAGCGAAAAAAGUAUUAAAGUUGACUCCAGAUCUAAGAGUAUAUUCACGUUGGAAAAAGAAGAGGAUACUCACACCCAUAGUAUUAAUAAAAAUAGAGCUUACUCCAUUAAACAUAGUUAUGACUCCGGCGCCAAAAUGUAUUUAAAUAGUAUGGAUAAGUUGCAAACAGUCCUCAAAGAAGUGAGUUCUCAUGAACCUUCAAACAUCAUAUUAUUUCAAUUGAUCAGCUCUAUAUCUAAACUGAUAAAGGCAUCCAUUUCCAACUUAUAUAUAAUCUCUCCCGACGGCGAACAGCUAGAACACAAAUAUUGUUUUGGAAAUAAUCACAAAAUCAAGAUUCCUAACCAACUAAUUACAGAGCGUAAAACUGCCACCGCGUUUUCUGCUUUCACCAAACAAACUAUUCUUAUUAAAAAAUAUAUACCAAUGAGUGACGACAGGUUUCCAGAAGGUGUUAAUGAUCACUACUAUGAAUAUGACAUUGAUUCUGUAAUAAUUCAACCUAUAAUAUCGGAAACAGAAGAAUUACUGGGGAUCAUGGAAUAUCUUAAAUUCUCCUCUAAUAACGAUAGACCCUUUAAUGAUGCUGACAUAGAGAUUGUCGGAGCAAUACUUUUGUUCGGCUUGACAUCAUUGCAUUUCUUGGAAUGUAACAAAUUACUAACCCAACAAAAACGAUUGAACGAGUUUAUGUUAAAAGUUACUAGCUCGAUAUUUCAAGAUAUGGAGAGUAUAGCUACGCUUAUCUUCAAAAUUAUGAAAUUUGGUAGAAAACUUGUGAAUGCUGACCGAGCUUCCUUAUUUCUAGUGGAUCGACAAAACCAAGAAUUAUAUGCUAGCAUAUUUGAUGUGGGAGGAGAUCAAAGUGUAAACGAUGUUGUACCUAUAGAGAAAGAAAAAAUAAGAUUUCCCAUUGGAUGUGGUAUUGCUGGAAGUGUAGCAUCAACAGGUCAAAUUGAAAACAUAAAGAAUGCCUAUUCAGAUGAAAGAUUUAACCGAAAAGUAGAUGACCUUACUGGCUACCAAACUAAAACAAUUUUGUGCAUGCCGAUAUACAUAAGGAAAGAAAUUAUAGGUGUAAUGCAAAUGGUUAAUAAGAAGGACACGACUUUUAACGAAGCGGACGAGAAAAAUUUUGAAGCAUUUGCCAUUUAUUGUGGCUUAGCUCUGUACCAUGCUCAACUUUACGAAAAGAUAUAUAGAUCUGAGAAAAAAUACAAAGUCGCUUUAGAAGUUCUUUCUUAUCACAUUACUGCUGGUCAAGACGAAGUUGAAAGAUUGAUGGCUAAAGGGGGAUCUUUACCCAAUGAUGUGACUGUUGAAGCCAUUAGAAAUUUCGAUUUUGAUAAUGACAUCGAUAAAAACCAUAAUGAUCUUAAACCAGAAUUGGUUUUCUUUAUGUAUAAUGAUCUGUUUGGAAAAAAUAGAUUGAAUUUGGAGUUAGUGGCGCGUUUCAUACUUACUGUUAGAAAAAACUAUAGAAAUGUACCUUACCAUAACUGGACUCAUGGAUUUUACGUUGCUCAUGCAGCAUAUGUCAUAUUGAAGAUAUAUUCAGAGAAGUUUGACCAUUUAGAGAGUUUAGCUUUGUUCAUAGCAAGUUUAUGUCAUGAUCUGGAUCACAGGGGUAAAAAUAACACGUUUAUGAAAGAGACAGAUACUCCUUUGGCAGCUAUCUACACCACUUCUACCAUGGAACAUCAUCAUUUCAACCAGACCGUUGCUAUUUUGCAACAAGAUGGGCAUAAUAUAAUCGGUGACCUUUCUUCUACAGAUUAUAGAAAGGUCCUAAGUCUGAUUAAGCAUUGUAUUCUAGCCACGGACUUGGCUCAGUUUUUCCCAUUCAAAGAGGCUCUAGUAAAACGUUUAGAUUCAGAACAAUUUUCGUGGGAAGAUCAUCAUGACAGAAUGCUAGCCCUCGCUAUAAUAAUGACUUCUUGCGAUUUAUGCGCUAGCGCCAAGCCCUGGAAAUUUCAGCAAGAAACAGUGGCUGUCAUAAUGGAGGAGUUUUUCCAACAAGGAGAUGCAGAAAAGUCUAAAGGGAAAAAGCCUAUACCCUUAAUGGACAGGGAUUGCUCUGAUCAAUUACCUAAAAAUCAAGUUGGAUUCAUUAAAAACUUAUGUAUUCCAUGUUACGAAGUUUUGGCUAAACUACUGCCAUUCACGUCUCAUUUAUUAGAGGGAGCCAGAUUAAACUGCGAAAGAUGGUCGGAAUAUAUAAAGGAAGAUGGAUGAAUGAAGUUUUGCCAUCCGUAAAUAAUUAGAUUUAUUUAUUUUUUUGGUCUCAUUAGAAUGUUAUUAGUAAUUUUCCAUAUUAAAAAAAUAUUAUACCCCCACCCCCUAGCUUCCACACAUAUACACUAAUUAGCUAUUACAAUUAUAUAUCGUAAUUUAUUUUUAAAAAUUACUAUUUAUUUAUAUUGCUAUACAUUUUUUAAAUUACAUAGAAACAAGUGCAAUAUAAAUAUGUAAAACAAAACUUUUUAUCAUUAUCAUGUUAUAUAAGAAUGAUUUGUAAUAUCAGUUGUGAUAUAUGGUAAAUUAUAUAUUAUAUAAUAUUUAUAUAUUAUAUAUAUAUACUAGCUAAUAACCCGUCAAGAAUGACGGGGUUGAGGGGUAAUUAGUUAGUUUGGGUAUAUGGCACUAAAUAUGCUUUAUAUUAUAAUUUAGGAGAAAAAGAGGUAAAAUGGAACCCGUGAGCAUUAAAGGUAUUAAAAAUAUCAAAAUUUAAAUUUGUGAUAGGAAUUAUAUUGAGUAAAAUUAAAAAUAGAGAUUCUUCAAAAUUUUUGAAUAUUAAAUAUGGGCUAGACAUUGGCCUCAAAAUUUUUUUUUGCAGACACAACUAGCUAGGCCUGGUCAAAAACCCACAUCCUAUGCAACUUUCCAAAAAUUUUCCCAUUUAUUUCUAUUGUA